GGUUCAAAAGCAAUGGCUCCAAGGAUCAGGGUACCAGCUAACUUUGGAAAAGAGCACAUAAAUUCUGAAGCACAUGGGAAUCUGUUACUGAAACUGAAAGAUGGACAAGGGAUCAAAACUAACUCUAUGAUAAUGUCAUUAAAUAGCCCUGUUAUAGACAACCUUACUACCAACUUAUUUCAGUCGUCCCUAGAGAUGGAUGACUUUGCCAAGGAAGCAGUAGAGUGUUUUGUAGAAUCUAUGUACACUGGUGAAGUGGAACUACUAAAGAAACUGAUAUUCGAAGAUGUGAACAAGAUGGCACAUGUAUUCGACGUGUCCUGGUUGGCCAAAAGGUGUCUGAAGUUUUACAAAACUGUUGUUUUGAACUUUGGGAGUAAUUCGUAUGAGGAGAUCUUGUUUGCUUGUGAAGUCGCCAGCAGGGCUCACUAUAAUCUGAAACAAAGCAAUUAUGUCAGUUCUUUUGUGAAGAACAUGGUCUCCAGAGAUAUUGGUACAACUUUAUUUUUACAAAGGUACAUGGCAGACUUUGCUGAGCUUUCCAAACGUCAGAUUGACAUUUCAGUUGCAGUUGCAGGAAAUGUUACUAAAUCAGUCAUGAUGCCUUUCAUUUCCCACGUCACCAUCAAUUUAAAGUGCAAAAAGCUAGAUGAAAACUCACUUUACCUCCUUGAACAACUUGAUGUUCAAAAACUUGGACAGGAUUUUCCCAAGUACUUUAAAGACACAGCCAAUUUAUUGGCUGAAGUUGCUGAGACAUCAGAAUCAAGAGAAGUCAAUGAGGUUGUUAAAAAGUUUGCUGAAACUAAGAGUGAUAUUGCAGCCAGUAGUUCUAAAGAUGAUGAUACAGAAGAUAAUGAGACUACAGAGGAGUGUGAUAUUGAUGAAAGUGAUUGUGAGGAGGUAGCAAAUGUUGCUAUUCAAACAGAGGAAGUUGAAUAUGAUUGGAUAAAGCCGAAACUGAACGUAUGGCACUCAGGAGUGUUACUGAACGAAUCAGUACAGUUCAUUACAGCAGAUAACAAAAUAUCAGGUUCUUUUAAUAUUCGUUAUACUCUACAUGGUGAGGGGAGGACUGAUAAAAAACAGUUAGGUAUGAGAUGUGAGAAUGUAGACACAAGCCAAUGGAGUAUUUUUAUUGAGAGCGGUACUGUACACGACUGGAAUAAGCGAUUCUUACAUGAAGUGCCUCAUGAUAAUCUGAAACACUGGAUUAUAACCAAAUCUUCUUCACACCUAAAAGUAGUGUGUAACAAAGUGACAGUUCUCCAUUUCAACUUCUCAACUGAUUGUGAUUCAGAUAAAAGGGAUGGUGAAAGGUUUUGGUCGCGAAAAGCAAAUGAAGCUGAAUUUUAUUGCCAUUUGAACAACUCGAUAUUAUUGAGAACUUUAGAUAGUUGACCAGUUUUAUAAUUUCACAGAAUUAUAUUAAUUUUUCAUCGCCUUCUUAAAUAUAUGAUGAAUCCUGAUGACCGAUAAUAUAAAAUAAACAUGGACAGUUGACCAUCAUAGACAAAUUUGUCAGUUUAGUUAACAUUUUCAUGUAAAAACCCUAUUAAAUAUCUUAAUUUCAAUUUAUACAAUAAAUAAACGACUAAUAUUAUGUUUCCUAUUGUUCACAUACAAUGUUUUUUAAUGAUUUGAAACCAAUAUUUUGCUUAUUCUUGCUUUCACCUCUUUUUUUUCGCCUGUGUUUUAACUCUAAUUCUCGACAUGCCAAAACAAAAUGUCCAUGAUAUUGACUAGAUCAUCUUUCUCCAAGAGUUACUCAAUUGCACACUAAACCUGCACUGCUAUGUAAGUAUGUAAGGGAGUAGGCACAAU
Messenger RNA from Bolinopsis microptera, 1824 nucleotides. RefSeq lists its product as uncharacterized. Bases 13 to 1401 code for a protein of 462 amino acids. Gene Ontology annotation, molecular function: protein binding. The record is from RefSeq and is a predicted model, not a curated record. NCBI's taxonomy places the organism in Eukaryota, Metazoa, Ctenophora, Tentaculata, Lobata, Bolinopsidae. The transcript has 3 exons.